GGUAUCAUUAUUAGCUUCUUUGCCUAAAAGUUGUGAAAAAAUUCGAAUUUAAAAAUAAAUAGGAAUUUGUUUAAAAUCUCAGAAUAUUUUCGGUUUUCCGACAUUGUUGUUGUAUACAAUUAAGCUUUUAGUAACAUUUCAUGUAUUAUCAAGUUUAUCGGGGAGUCUCAUGGAGCUUGCGUGAGGGAAACUCGUUCAGGAUAUCAAGAAACUCCCUGCUCAUCCGACUAUCAAGUAGAUUAGUGCACAAUUCCAGUGCUUGUAGAGCAAGUAGCAACACUAAAUUUGUAAACAUCAUGGAGACUGGUUUAGCACAUAAUGUACCACUUACUAAGUUGGCUACUUCUACCGUUACUGUUGAUGUAGGCAAGCUGACCCGGUUUGACAAUAUCACCAAAUCGCAGCAGGACAAUCGAAACUAUCGGGGACUGCAAUUGGAAAAUGGGUUGAAAGUCUUGUUGAUUUCAGACCCAAGUACUGACAAAUCGGCCGCUGCUCUAUCGGUUGAAGUGGGCCAUUUAAGUGAUCCGGACGAGAUCCCUGGGUUGGCUCACUUUUGUGAACAUAUGCUGUUCCUUGGAACGAAAAAAUACACUAACGAAAAUGACUACAUGGCGUUCCUAUCCAAUAAUGGGGGAAGCUCGAAUGCUGCAACAUACGCCGAUACAACUAAGUAUUAUUUCGAUGUUGUUCCGGAGAAACUUCAGGAAGCGUUGGAUCGAUUUUCUCAGUUUUUUAUAUCGCCACUAUUCACGGAGUCCGCCACCGAAAGAGAAAUUAAUGCUGUUCACUCGGAGCACGAGAAGAAUCUUUCGAUGGAUGUUUGGCGAAUAAGGCAGGUGAACAAGUCGCUUUGCGAUCCAAAACAUCCAUACAAUAAGUUUGGAACCGGAAGUAAGAAAACUCUUCUGGAAGAUCCGAAACUGAGUAACAUCAACAUUAGAGAAGAACUCAUGAAAUUUCAUUCGAAAUGGUACUCGGCGAACAUCAUGAGCUUGGCGGUUUUUGGAAAGGAAUCUUUAGAUGAACUGGAGUCGAUGGUGGUGCAGAUGUUUUCCGAUAUCGAGAAUAAAAAUGUAACAUCUCCCCGUUGGAAGGAGCUUCCAUUCGGCAAGGAUCAGCUAGCAACUAAAACCAUGGUUGUGCCAGUUAAAGAUUCACGUUCGUUAACGAUAACUUUUCAAACCGAAGAUUUAGAGCGGUUCUACAAGGCAGGACCAGAGCAUUAUGUCAGUCAUCUUAUUGGCCACGAGGGUGUUGGCAGCAUUCUGUCUGAACUGAAGGCUAAGGGUUGGUGCAACAAUCUGGUAGGAGGCUACAGUACUAUUGGUCGAGGGUUUGGCUUUUUCGAAGUCAUGGUUGACCUUACUCAGGAUGGGUUUGAACACAUUGACGACAUUGUAAAAAUUAUAUUCCAAUACAUCAACAUGCUGAAAAAAGAAGGCCCUCAGAAGUGGAUCUUUGAGGAAUAUUGCAAUCUAUGCGAGAUGCAGUUUCGAUUCAAGGAUAAGGAGAAUCCUCUAUCGUUGGUGUCUAAUGUGGUACACUCGAUGCAAAGUUAUCCGCUGGAGGAGGUCCUAGCCGCUCCGUAUCUGAUCUCCGAGUGGAAACCGGAACUGAUAGUAGAUCUGUGGAAUAAGUUUUAUCCGCAAAAUGCAAGGAUUACCAUAGUGGGACAAAAGUGCGAGGAGAAUGCCAAACAGGAAGAGGAGUGGUACGGUACCAAGUACACAAGUGAGAAGUUAUCCGAGAGUGUGAUGGAGAGCUGGUCUAAACCGGACCUCAACGAGAACCUCCAUCUGCCGGAGCGCAACCCGUUCAUUCCGACCAAUUUCGAUUUGGUACCGGUAGACGCCGACAUUCAGAGUAUCCCUGUAAUAAUUCACAACACGCCGAUAAUUCGUGUGUGGUUCAAGCAAGAUGUAGAAUUUCUCAAGCCUAAGACGUUGAUGAAUUUGGACUUUUGUAGUCCAAUCGUGUAUUCGGAUCCGCUGAACUGUAACCUAACACACAUGUUUGUACAGUUAUUCAAAGAUCACCUGAACGAGUAUAUGUAUGCGGCGGAUUUGGCUGGCCUGCGCUUGAUGGUAGCUAAUACAACCUAUGGGAUAAGUGUGUCAAUUGGAGGCUAUAACCAUAAGCAGCACAUUUUACUGGAUAAGGUUCUAAAUGACUUAUACAGUUUCAAAAUAGACGAGAAGAGAUUUGAAAUUCUGAAGGAGCAAUAUGUACGCAAUUUGAAGAACUACAAUGCUGAACAACCGUAUCAGCAUGCUGUCUAUUAUCUGGCGCUCUUAUUGAGCGAACAAGCAUGGUCUAAGCAGGAAUUAAUCGAUGCUACAGAAUUGCUCACAGUGGAUAAGCUCCGAUCGUUUAUUGACGAACUGCUUUCACGAAUGCACGUUGAAUGUUUCAUUCACGGGAAUAUUAAUAAGGAAAAAGCUCUGGAAAUUUCCAAAAAAGUAGAAGACAAAUUAAAAAACACAGACGCUAGUGUAUUACCGCUGCUGUCUCGACAGUUGAUGUUAAAACGGGAAUACAAGCUUAAUACUGAUGAACAUUGCUUAUUUGAAACCAACAAUGACUACCACAAGAGCUCCUGUGCCGAGCUUUAUCUCCAAUGUGGCAUGCAGGACGACCAGUCGAAUGUGUAUGUCGAUUUAGUGACACAGAUUCUAAGCGAACCGUGUUACAACCAGCUGCGCACAAAAGAGCAACUGGGUUACAUUGUAUUUUGUGGCGCUCGAAAAUCGAACGGAGUACAAGGCAUUCGGGUGAUUGUACAAUCGGCUAAACAUCCAGCCUUAGUCGAGGAAAGGAUAGAGAAUUUCCUAAAUGGAAUGAUAGAUCACCUGGAAACCAUGUCCGAAGAAGAGUUUAAGCGACAUAAAGAAGCUUUGGCAGCACAGAAACUCGAAAAGCCGAAGAGGUUGGCGACUCAAUUUACCAAAUUUUUGAACGAAAUCUGCCUCCAGCAGUACCACUUCAAUCGAGCGCAGGUGGAGGUUGCGUUCCUGCAGACCCUGACGAAGCAGCAGAUAAUCGAAUAUUACAAGGAAUUCAUCAUUAUGGGUGCGCCAUCAAGACGAUCGCUCUCAAUCCAUGUGGUUUCAACUGCUGAAGGCGGUGCCGGUCACAAGGAUGCCCCGGCAGAGGAAACUGAACGCAGUACAAAUGACACUGCGACUGCAAAGGACUAUGUUAAAGUGUGUGACCUGGCCGGUUUCAAAUCGACUCGAGCACUCUAUCCGAUGGUGCAGCCGUACAUCGACAUCAAACCGAAGGGCAGUAAGUGCAAGCUGUAGGUUUGUUACGUGAACAGCUUUUUCAAUACCUGUCGGUAUUCGACUAGGUCUUGGGCUCUUGUAGAUAUUUUGUUGAAUAUUUUUAAUGUUUGCGGUUUGCGUAGCAAUCCUCAUAUCGAUGAACGAUUGUGUCCUAAAAAAUUAUCAGUAGGUUCUUAUUUAUCAAAAAAUAGUAAAUUCGCUGUGUACAGUGUCAGUGUCUAAAACAAACAAACAAAAAAUUCAAUAUCUAAUUGAAUGUCUGGCAUUCAAAAGAGGAUAACGUCCAUUUUUUUCUAAGCCGACUUUUUUGAAUUUUUAAUUACUCAAAGUAAACCAUGUGUAGUGUCAUUUGAGAUAUUUGACAAUUUCCUUCUAGUCACUAGGUGACGUGACGUAAACCAGGCUUGAUAUUCCGCGAAUGUCAGUUUUCUGUGACGUCAGAGAAAUGGUUGAAAUAAACGGUUUAACCGAAAGUUGUAAUUUGGCAGUUCCUAUGCUGGGAAACAAUAAUGUCCAUCGAAUUAUUCACAAUGUCAUAAUUUGUGCACCUAAGCACACUUCCCAAAUGACCAUCGAACACCAUGUUCGCUCUAGUUCUGUGCUCAUCUCAAACCCACAUUUCGUGUGCAAACUCGAACGCGCUAAUGCGUACCAAAACACGUACACAUGUUCGUCUGCACAACCGAACCCCAUGUACGUACGCGGUGUUCGUGCACACAGGUUCUUGACACUAGAUUUCUCUUUUUAUCACUCAUCAUCACUAGUGUUGACUCAUUCUGUUUUGCAUGUGCCUUUCUUGUGUACGCACAUGGUGUACGUACACGGUGUUUAAACCUAGGUUUGCACAUCGUUCGCUUGGGUUCGGUGUUCGAGGCGAACCUGUACACAAAGGCAAAGUAAGUUUGAGGUUGAACGCGUGCACGAAAUUUUGUACACAGAUGCAAACUUAUCGUUCAUGGGAACACUGCACCUAAGUGAUUAUCAAGAAAAAUGGAAAAUUUGACUUAUACCAUGGAAAACAUCUCUCACAAUAAUUUUCUUUUCCCAACAAAGGUUUUGGCCUUCAGCAUAGCUUUCUUAUGAUCUAUCAGAUGCCGAUCUAGCAUUAACAGCAUAACGAAUAUUAAUUUAAUCUAUUUGUUUUUGCUAACGAUUUCGAUGAUGCCCGCUAUUUACACUCUAUUGAGCUAGCCUAGUUUAUGUAAGCCUUGUGUGAGAAUAGGUUUUUUUUCGUUGGCCAUGGGGGGAUAACCCCGUUUCAUAUAAAAGCCAGUCAUUCAAAUGGUGUUAGAAAAUAUUUUCUACUGUUGGAGGUGCAAAGUUGGACUAGGUUCACCAAUCACAUUAGCCAAUAAGAGCUUCGAAAUAACCUUGUACUUAGUAAUUCAUUGUUUUCAAACACUACAAUUCACACAUAAAGAUCCAAUAUCUCAACGAGACUAUUGCUGUUCAAUCAAGCUGCACACUUCUCACAGAUAAAUGACCACUUCAACGAGUAUUUUAUCCUGCUUCAAGUAGGAAUUGGUCAAGAGUGCCCUGUACGGAAUCUUGAAGCCUGUGUUCGUAUUCCAAAAGUCGUGGGAGUUUAGAUCGCUGAACGGUACACCCUGGAAUAAUAAACGUUAAUAUUUUA
Molecule: messenger RNA, 4920 nt
Organism: Topomyia yanbarensis
Lineage: Eukaryota; Metazoa; Arthropoda; Insecta; Diptera; Culicidae
Gene: Ide
Product: insulin-degrading enzyme
Exons: 8
Coding region: 141-3305 (1054 amino acids)
Biological process (GO): peptide catabolic process
Cellular component (GO): mitochondrion; cytosol
Molecular function (GO): metal ion binding; metalloendopeptidase activity
Source: RefSeq, a predicted model, not a curated record